Penicillium chermesinum is the source of this 648-nucleotide messenger RNA. RefSeq lists its product as uncharacterized. NCBI's taxonomy places the organism in Eukaryota, Fungi, Ascomycota, Eurotiomycetes, Eurotiales, Aspergillaceae. The transcript has a single exon. The record is from RefSeq and is a predicted model, not a curated record. The coding region runs from base 1 to 648 and encodes 215 amino acids. Gene Ontology annotation, molecular function: DNA binding.
AUGCCCCCAAAGCGCCCCCGAAUCCGAAUCCACUCGAAGGAGGGGAGGCUUGACCUCGCUGUUAAUGCUGUUCGGGAUAACGAAGUCGCCUCCAUACGCGAAGCUGCCCGUAUUCACGAGGUCUCGGAGUCUACGCUUCGCAAUAGACUUCGCGGAGUCAAACCUCGCAGCGAAACACGCCCCAAUUGCUGUAAAUUAACUCUUGACGAAGAGGAGUGGUUGAGGAAAUGGGUCCUUGGCUCACAUCUUUGCGGCCUUUUCCCUCGACAGUCACAAAUUCGUGAUAUGGCAAAUGUAUUGCUCACAGUUCGUGGCUCUUCCACAACUACCACAGUCGGGAUAAAUUGGGUCUCCAACUUCAUGAAACGACACAGCGAGCUCCGGGAAUCUGCGUCACGACGGCAUGAUUAUCCCAAGCCUCAGAAGGGGAGCCGCAUGUUUAUUGGAGAUCACAUCGAAUCCGUUUCUCGCGAAAUGUUGGCUCAAGUUCGAUCAGGAGCGGAAACUGGAGAGGAGCUACUUGAAGUAGUCGACAUUAUUGCCAAAGCCCACGAGCUUCAAAUGCUUCAGCUCAGGGUAAUACGUGACGAACUCUUGAAGUGCACCACUGGUCGACAGGGAAAGAACGCACGAGAUCAAAGGCUAUAG